Molecule: messenger RNA, 2268 nt
Organism: Triplophysa rosa
Lineage: Eukaryota; Metazoa; Chordata; Actinopteri; Cypriniformes; Nemacheilidae
Product: serine/threonine-protein phosphatase PP1-gamma catalytic subunit A-like
Exons: 7
Cellular component (GO): nucleus; cytoplasm
Molecular function (GO): protein serine/threonine phosphatase activity
Source: RefSeq, a predicted model, not a curated record
CCGCCUUUGCGCGUGUGUAUCCUUCCGCAGAGCCGGUGCGUCACAGCCGCAACACGCGCAUCUGACGGCCGCCACAAACCCGGAUUUUACAUCUACUGUCGGGCGGUCUAUCAGAGUUUGUGUUAAUAAAUCAGUUUAUUGUUCUCAUACGAGUUUCAUCUGUCGUGUCCGGGUCGGUUUAGGCUUUAUACGGCUAACGUUAGCCAUGGCUGACAUCGACAAACUCAACAUAGACAGCAUCAUCCAGCGCCUGCUCGAGGUGAGGGGAUCGAAGCCCGGAAAGAACGUUCAGCUUCAUGAGAAUGAAAUCCGUGGCUUGUGUCUGAAAUCCAGAGAAAUCUUCCUCAGUCAGCCCAUCCUUCUGGAGCUGGAGGCUCCGCUGAAGAUCUGCGGUGAUAUCCACGGGCAGUACUACGAUCUGCUCAGGCUCUUUGAGUAUGGAGGAUACCCACCCGAGAGCAACUACCUGUUCCUGGGCGACUACGUGGACCGCGGCAAACAGUCUCUGGAAACCAUCUGUCUGCUGCUGGCGUACAAGAUCAAAUACCCCGAGAACUUCUUCCUGCUGAGAGGGAAUCACGAGUGUGCCUCCAUCAAUCGCAUCUAUGGCUUUUAUGAUGAGUGCCGGAGACGCUACAACAUCAAGCUCUGGAAGACCUUCACGGACUGUUUCAACUGUCUGCCCAUCGCCGCCAUUGUGGACGAGAAGAUCUUUUGUUGUCAUGGAGGCUUGUCUCCAGACCUGCAGUCUAUGGAGCAGAUCAGAUGAAUCAUGAGACCCACAGAUGUUCCAGAUCAAGGUCUCCUGUGUGAUCUGCUGUGGUCGGAUCCAGAUAAAGAUGUGCUGGGCUGGGGUGAGAACGACAGGGGCGUCUCCUUCACUUUUGGAGCUGAAGUGGUAGCCAAGUUCCUCCACAAACACGACCUGGAUCUCAUCUGCCGGGCCCAUCAGGUGGUGGAAGACGGCUACGAGUUCUUUGCUAAGAGGCAGCUGGUGACCCUGUUCUCCGCACCGAACUACUGUGGAGAGUUCGAUAACGCCGGAGCCAUGAUGAGCGUAGACGAGACCCUCAUGUGUUCUUUUCAGAUUUUGAAACCAGCUGAGAAGAAGAAACCAAACUCCAGUCGCCCAGUGACCCCACCCAGGAACAUGGUGACCAAACAGGCCAAGAAAUGAGGCGGGACUUCAUCAUACAGUCUUCAUGCGUCACAGUUUGGGAGGCGUGUCGAUCUGGCUUCCACUGACUGGGAACUGUUGACUGCGUGUGUUGUUUUAAUUCUUGUAUUUUUCUUCCGUUUACGUCCUUUUUCACCAGCGACACGUGGACUCCGAUAUUAGAGGGGUUUUUUUGUUUUGUUUUUUUGGAGACAGCAAUGGCUUUUAUAACCUUAACUACUUCAGGAUGACACAUCUUGGUUUUAAGCAAGCUCCGCCCAAUGUAACCAUGACAACACCCUUUCCCCGUUUAUAAAUACAGGGAGAAACUCUGGAGUUUUAAAUCGAAUUCUAUGUUUCACACGAUAUCCGCUCCUAACGGCUCGUUCAGACCACUGUGAACAAACGAAAUGUUUUCACUUGAUAGUACGAAGUAGAUAGCACCUAAAACAUGUUUGUUCUUUUGUGCCAUGAGAUUUGAUAUUCAGUCCACUCAUGUUUUACAAUACUUUUGUCGUUAUUGUGUCUUGGAAUUCUUUUAAAAGCCGAAAGCAGGAUAUAACAGAACAUGAAUGAAUGAAUGUUUGAAAUCUGUUUGCAGUAUUUGGUGUGAAAGCUUGUGCGUAUGCGAGUGAGAGACGUGGAAUGAAGGAAAUGAAGAUUCUUUGAGGUGGUAACCAACUUAAUGUUCAGUUUGUAUGUCUAAGUUGUUUGUUUUCCUGUUCGUUUUUGACAAGAUGCCUUGUAUUCUUACUCCAUUAUGUCUGGUAUCAGUUGAUUCAUGUAACCGGCGAUGUGUUUGCGUCGCAUUAUGGGCAUGUUGAUUGAUUUAUCACAAAAGGACUUUUUUGUUGCAUGCAUCUAGUAUUCGAAUAAGACACAGGGCCUUGGCUUUCUCAGGGCAUGCGACAUUCAGCAUGCCUUUAGAAUAAUGUAGCUCCUCAUCAGGUAUAUCACAUCAGGAAAACUUUUUUCUUGCAAAUUUUUACAGUAUUUCAUAUAAAUUCUAUGUGUAACCUAAACCCACUGUAAAUAUACAGGAAAUGUUUUGUCCAGUCUUGGCAAUAAUUCAGUUUUCACUCUAUAAAUAAAUGGGAGGAGUGAGAAUUGCA